CGAUUCCAAUUUAGUUUCCACUGAGCUGCCGUCGGCACAUUGGAGAUAAAGAUGCGCAUUCCCGUCGUUCUGGUGUGUCUGGUAAUAGGCAGUUGCUGCUUCACUCACGUCCGAGGAGCCCCGCCAACGCCUGAAGACAACAGCUCAAGCACCACAACAGCCACUCCCAACCUUGAGGAGAGGCAGCCGGCAGAUAAGGAAUCAAGUAGCAACACCACGGCCACACCUAAGUUGGAGGAGCAGGAGACGGCAGAUAAGGAGUCAAGCAGCAGCACCACGACCCCUCUUCAGUUGGAGGAGAAGGAGGCAGCAGAUAAGGAAUCAAGUAGCAGCACCAUAACGCCAGACGCAGAGGAUGCUGAGGUGAAACAGUUGCUAGAACAGUGCGAGACGCUGCGCAGGAAGCGUAAGAAGCGUGGCGGAUCCUCUUCAUCCGAGGAAAGCGAUGGAAGCGAUGGCAGCGAUGGCAGCGCUGGGAGCGAUGAGAGAAAGUCAGAGAAAAGGGAGCGCAGAAAGCUGAAGAAGAUGUGCAAGCGGCUCAGAAGGGAUCAGGAACGCAAGGAAAACAAUCAGCAAGACGUCAAUCUCACUGAAUUGUCCGAAGCCUUGCGCUCCUACAGCAGCCGUCAAAAGACAAGGAGCGGUCAAUAAAUAUUACCAGUUUUUUUUCUUUCGAAUAUAAGUACUUGAGAUUUAUGUUUGUUAUGGUAACAUGCAAUUACAAGUAUUAUGUCAAUAAAACAAUUCAAUUAGUGUUAUUGUCAAAAGCGGCACGAUAAGUGGAAGCGAAAA
Molecule: messenger RNA, 792 nt
Organism: Scaptodrosophila lebanonensis
Lineage: Eukaryota; Metazoa; Arthropoda; Insecta; Diptera; Drosophilidae
Exons: 2
Coding region: 52-651 (199 amino acids)
Source: RefSeq, a predicted model, not a curated record